AAUUCAUUCCCCUUUCCGCCGACACGCGCUUCAGCUUUACAACACGCGUCGAACGUGUCGCUCUCUAGAUGAAGCGUCCAAGGCCGAUACGCCUAUACACUUGAACUGGCCUUUAAGAUUUGAUACGUACACUCUUACUAGUGACCCGCUUUUCAGAUGACGAAUCUCGUCACAAUCCAAGCAAUUGAACCACAAUGUCUGCACUUCAGGAAGAUGACGAAUUCCAGAGCGCGCUAGAUAUCAAGGAACUCAUAUCAGAUGUAGUUGAGGCUUCUAAACUUACUGCGAAACAACGUGGCAGAGAUGUGAAAUCAGAUGUGGAAAAACUGACUUCGCUAUCGUAUGAGAGAGGUCUCCUUCCUGACGACCUAGACCAACUCAUAGACUUAGUCACGACGCCGAGCUUUCUUGACCAGGCGAGCCUUGGCAACAUUGUCAGGAAUCUCUACCCAGCAUCUGCUGUGAACGUCGACCUAGUUGUCAAAGUGAUCGGCUGUCUUGGGCAUGGAAAGCUGAAGCCAUCUCUCGCCAUUCAGGGGGCACUUUUAAGAUGGCUUAUCCUGAUUUACCACGUCAUAGACAAUCAAUCAAUUCUAUCGCGUUCAUAUUCGGUCCUAUUUAAUCUGCUCGACACAGCCGCAAUUAGAAAACAAUUGUGUCAUUUACUAGCCCUCAUUACGCGACGUCGACAUGUGCGACCCCACCGUAUCCAAAGCCUUCUAUCUCUAUCACGGCAAACAGGGAAUGAUCCGGUAGUGACCGGGUUGUUACGAGUAUUCAAAGAUUACUAUCCUGAGAUCAUCGUCGGAGAAGCAACUCGCGCCAAGGCGUCUGCUUUCAAGCACCCAGAUCCACAAUGGCGCGAAAGACUAGAUGAAAUCCGAGAGGCACAUGCGGCUCGAAGCGCAAGCAGAUCAGAGCGACCCCUCGAUGCAUUCAGAGUAGCCCGGAAUAGAAGAAAUGGCAAAGGGUCCACCCUACUCCCAGAGGUACAUACCUCAAACGCCACAGAGAAAUCCAUAACACUAGAGGAAAUCGAAAACGUUGAUGGCUUCGUGAAGAAUUUGGAGAGGAUUGAAUUGCCGAAUCAGCUGAUAGCAAUUCUAGGCGAUCCGUUAUUACAGAAGUUAUUCAUCCUGAAGCCACAAGCCGAAGCUCAUCAAAGGGCCACUAGUUGGUUAGCUUCAUAUGGACAAGACCUUGUAAGCGGGGAGCCUGGUGUUGAUUCCGCCGGUGGCCUGGAGAUGCUGAAAACUUACACAUCAAGCACUAAGACCUUCCCUCCCAUAUUCUUGGCCUUUUUCAGUGAAUAUCUCAAAACUUGGAACGGUCAAGACGAUAGAGACUCAAUCUUAACCUCACUAUCAUAUGUUCCGUUAAUAUCCUUUUCAGAUUUAUUCGCUGUCAUUUUCCAACCGCUUGAAGCCAAGAUACUCGACAAUACUACAGUUUCCCAGCUACAGUUACUUGAAUUCUAUACAACUCUGCUUCAACGAUGGACCAUCCUCCUAGCAUCACUUGAAGAAAAGUCGGAGCAAGCAUCGACCAUUAUCAGAGGUUUAUCGGAUCAUGUCAGCGAUCUAUGCCUUACUCUUAUUCAGACAUCACCUACUGCUUCCACUCAUUCAAAGAUAUUGGAUUUCUACGAGCAGACUGCAAUUCUAGCCUCGACUCCGAAGUUACUGCAUCAUACUCAGAUAGUGAUACCGCCUUCUCCGUUGGUAUAUACCUUACACUUUAGCUUCUCCCCGGAUACCCUAUCUCGACUUUGCGACAUACUGUCGAAAUACAAAGCAGGAUUUCAGAAGGCCAUGUCGGUGUCGCGCUCCCAAUACGCUCCGGAAUUCAUCAACAAAUUCAACGGGUUUCUAAUGGAUAUCUGUAAUUGUAUUUGGCGAUCGCGGGCAUUCAAUGAUAGCGAUACCAAUUCCCACGGUUGCUUAAUGCCUAGGCCGGUUGUUGAUGAUCUGACGUCCUACGUCAAUAAUCUCGGAACGGGUGCGCCCCUUUCCACGCUAUUUUCUCUCUCUUAUUCGCCUGUCUUGGGACUAUCGGCGAUCACAUACUUCCGCGAGUUAGAAGACGAAGAGCUGCAACAAGGUACAGGUGGGCUCGGCACUAGACAUGCUGGACCUGUGACUCGUGCAAGUCUUAUUGCGCUUUCUAAUAACCGUGGUCUCAAGGUGGGUUGGGAUGAUUACCGCCUUGGGGUGUUGAAUUAUCUAGAACAGAGGGGUAUGGCUGGCGUCGGACAGCUGAUGUACAACACGAUGACGAACGUAAUGAGAAGGCGGUCAUUGUUGAAUGAUUCUAGAUAAAAUAGUUUAAUGGGUUGCUGAUAGAACAGCCAUAUCCAAUAGCAGCUGAUGACGAACCUACCAGCUCCCAUCUAUUCUCGCUUAUCCCAUGUACGCUAGCCACAUUGUA
This is a messenger RNA of Hypoxylon trugodes, 2427 nucleotides long. RefSeq names its product Mis6-domain-containing protein. The record is from RefSeq and is a predicted model, not a curated record. Bases 195 to 2318 code for a protein of 707 amino acids. The transcript is spliced from 8 exons. Gene Ontology annotation, cellular component: nuclear body; kinetochore; cytosol. Lineage: Eukaryota; Fungi; Ascomycota; Sordariomycetes; Xylariales; Hypoxylaceae.